This is a messenger RNA of Nilaparvata lugens (brown planthopper), 8805 nucleotides long. Its product is annotated as zinc finger MIZ domain-containing protein 1. Bases 437 to 3490 code for a protein of 1017 amino acids. Gene Ontology annotation, molecular function: SUMO ligase activity; zinc ion binding. Lineage: Eukaryota; Metazoa; Arthropoda; Insecta; Hemiptera; Delphacidae. Gene Ontology annotation, biological process: protein sumoylation; regulation of transcription by RNA polymerase II. The transcript is spliced from 12 exons. The record is from RefSeq and is a predicted model, not a curated record.
GUUAAUAUUUCCAUUAUAUUAUUAACUCAGUAACAAUUCGAAGAAAAAAUCAUUCGUUCGGAAUUUGUAUACUAUUAAGAUGUUUGGAAAAGUCCUUCUAAAUUAUUAUAGAACUUGCCAAACUUUUUGUUUCCUAUAAGCUACAAAUUGUGUGAACGAUACUCAAAAAUAUUUCAAAUUUGACGUUUCUUAACAUGUUUUAAAAAAACAUCUCUGAUAUGAAUACAGUAUUUGACAAACUACGUGAUUCCUGGUAAAUCUAACUUUAAAAUUUAAAAUUGUGUGUGCACCUUCCUAUGUGAUUCCCCAGUGAUCUGUUAAAGUGCCUUGUGAUAAUAUUAGUAUUGGAAGUGAUAAGGAAUUUAUUUGACGCAAAAUGUGUGUUGACAAACCUUCAAUUGUCGUUGACAACACCUACAUCUAGCCCUUGCUGAAAAUGGAUUUUGAUAAUAACAAUAUGGGUUACUUGGAUUUUAAUCUUGACUGGGAGUGGUCACCGAGCACGGGCUCACAACAACAGCACCAUCACCCACAUCAGCAACAACAUCAGCAUCAUCAGCAGCUGUCGGUGGUGACAACGGUGUGGGGUGGGGGGGCAGGCGUAGGGGGGGCUCAUGCCAAGGGGGCGCCAGCCACGGCUAACGGCCAAAUCAACUCCGGCUAUCGGCACACCACGCCUGGCAGCGUCCCGGUGGCGACAACCGGCGUAGUUCCUGGCGGGGGGUAUGGGGGUGUUAUGAGUGGCGCGGUGAGCGGGGGGGAGGGUCACCAUCACCACCAUCAUCCGCACACGCACCCGCAACCACACACGCAGCCGCACACGCAGCUGCAUACGCAUACGCAACAGUUGUACCAGCCGCAAGCGGGGGGCGGCGCCACCUCACUCAGCACCGCAGCUGCGGCUGCUGCCAUGGUCGCCGCAGCUGCUACCGCUACCGCAACCGCCACCGCAACCGCUAGCGUUGUUGCGCUGCAGGAGAGACAGGACCAGUUCUCACAGAUGCAGAGUCAACACAGCCAGCAGUACGGCGGGGUUGGGGGCGGCAGCUAUGGAGGCAGUGGGGGCGGAAGAGCCCACUCCAUGGGGGGUGGUCCCCCCAACGGUAUGGGGCCCAUGAAUGGGAUGAGCCCCAUGAGUGGCAUGAACUCGAUGGCCGGAAUGGGCUUGAUGGGCCAGGCCAGUGGGCCAGGACCUGGCCCCGGGGGGCCAACUGGCCCCGUGCACUCCUCCAUGAUGGCGUCCAGUAUGGGCAAGAUGGGCAUGCAGGGCCCAGGGCCAGGCCCCCAGGUGUACGGCCCUCGGAGGCUGGCGCCCUACCCGAGCCCUCAGAUGCACAUGAGCCAGAAGAGGGGUCAGCCUCAGUAUCCUAGUCCCGGGCCAAAUCCCAGUCUGCAGCCUGGAUUCCCACCCAACGCCGCUCCCCAGUACCCAAGCGGCUACCCAAGCGGAGGCGGCGGUCGUCCCGGCUUCCAAGGCCAGUACAUGCCGCAGCAGACGACGGGCUACGUGCCUGGGGGCGGCGUAGUUCCCGGGGGCGGUCGCAGCGGGGCUGGCGGAGGUGGCAUAGUGCGCCAAUCGACACCGCCCUACACCACCUCAGCCGCCUCCAACCAGUCAGCCACCUACUUCGGCCAGUUCCAGGCCGGCGGCGGCAGUCCAGCCCAGUAUGGAGGCGGCGGAGGUGGUUUUGGAGGGGAUAGGGGGGCUGGUGGAGGUGGUAGUUAUCAGCAUUCUCCAGUACCUGGGAACCCUACACCGCCCCUAACUCCGGCCAGUAGUAUGCCGCCGUAUAUCUCACCCAACGCGGAUAUCAAGCCGACGUUCAACGACUUGAAACCUCCCUUACCAAUCCAAAAAGACGACGAGCUAAGACUUACGUUUCCUGUACGAGACGGGAUCAUCCUACCACCGUUUAGAUUGGAACACAACCUGGCCGUUAGUAACCACGUGUUCCAGUUGAAACCCACCGUGCACCAGACGCUGAUGUGGAGGAGUGACCUUGAGCUGCAGCUGAAGUGCUUCCACCACGAGGACAGGCAGAUGAACACCAAUUGGCCGGCCAGUGUCCAGGUGUCGGUCAAUGCCACCCCACUCACCAUCGACCGCGGCGAGAACAAGACCUCGCACAAGCCGCUCUACCUCAAGGAGGUCUGUCAGCCCGGACGCAACACCAUUCAGAUCACUGUGUCUGCAUGUUGCUGUUCGCACCUGUUCGUGCUGCAACUAGUUCACCGACCGAGCGUGCGCAGUGUGCUCCAGGGUCUACUGCGCAAGCGCCUGUUGACGGCUGAUCACUGCAUCGCCAAGAUAAAGCGCAACUUCAGCAAUACUUCUGGGGGCGCCGGAGGGGGCCCGCCUGGGGCGCCGCCCUGUCCUAACGACCGUGACGUCAUCGAGCAGACUGCGCUCAAGGUGUCGCUGAAAUGCCCGAUCACGUUCAAGAAGAUCACCCUACCGGCGCGGGGCCACGACUGCAAGCACAUCCAGUGCUUCGACCUGGAAUCGUACCUGCAGCUGAACUGCGAGCGGGGCUCAUGGCGGUGUCCCGUCUGCAACAAGCCGGCGCAGUUGGAGGGCCUCGAGGUCGACCAGUACAUGUGGGGCAUCCUCAACACGCUCAACUCGUCCGACGUCGAUGAAGUGACCAUCGAUGCUGCCGCCAACUGGAAGCCGGCUAGGAGUAUGCAAGGCAUCAAGUCGGAAGACGACGAUAACUCCUGCGGGGCGAAACGCAUGAACAAGGCGAUGUCACCGGGAAGCAUGACUCUGCCCACCAUGAAUAACUGGGACAUGAGUCAGUCCAUGUCUCCCUACAUUCCUCCUGACAUGAACAGCAUCGCAAGCGGUUCAAUGAUGAGCAGCGGCGGAGGCAGCACGGGAGGCGGCACCGCCUACGGGGGCAGCGGGGGCGCAGGGGGCCGAGUCGGGGGCGGCGGCCAGGGGGGACCCGGGGGCGGCUACGAAGGGUUCGCGGGCACAGGGCCCCCCUCGGCAAACAGCAGCUCGGACUUCGCUCAUCUCAACGACUCGUCCUCCCUCGAUCCUCUAAACGCCAUGGAGAAGUCGCUCAACGAACAAAUGCCACACACACCCCAUACACCACACACGCCGCAUACGCCACACACGCCCGGAGGCGGCGGGGGCGGUACGGGGGGCAGUGGCCCCCCCAGUGUGCCGCCUCCCUCGACAGGGGGCGACGCAACAACCACCUCGACGCCCAACAACAGCUCCACGCAACAACAGGACAACAACGAGAUCCCAUCCGACCUCAAUUUCGACCCGGCCGCUGUCAUAGAUGGCGAGGGGCAGGGCCAGGAGGCGCUUAAUUUACUGCCAGACAACGUGGUAGAUCCGAUGGAACUACUGUCCUACCUGGAUCCGCCCGACUUGGCAACACCGCCGAGCAGUGGAGGCAGCAGCAACGGCAACCUCGGAACUCCCGGAUGUCCGGCCACCUCCAACGACGACAUCCUCGCCCUGUUCGAGUGACUUCCCCCACCCCACACCCCGCACCGUCUGUAGAUCGAGUCUGUGGUCAUGUUGCUCGCUUUCCGUUCAUUCAUAAACUGUAAACUACCAACUACUAUUAACGAGAAAGUAGUUAAUAGUGGAUUAUAAUCAACAUCUUUCUGUUUUUAAAUAGUUGAUAGUAGAUUUCAAUUAACUAAUUUUAAAGUAGUUGAAUUUUUACUACUGAACACUGCUUAUUAAUUUACUAUAUUUGAUUUGAAAGUGGAACUAAGUUCACAGACAAAUUAUUCAAAUAAUGAAACCAUAAAACAUUGGCUACGUUCUCAAACAUCUAGUUUUCUUGGCCUACAUUCACAAUUUUACAUGUAACCUACAAAUUUGAGUCAAUUAUGAUUGAACGCUAUGCAUUUCAUAAGCUGAGUUUCAUAGUGCAAUGACUAAUAAUUAAGGAUAUUGACUCUGAAUAAUUGAAAUGAAAUAGUCAAUCCACAUAUUGAACAGUAGUCUGUUCUUUAAUUUUCACUAAAUAAAUAUUUAAUGGACGACCGUGCAACCGGUCCUGAAUAUUUUAAUUUCCAAGUUUGCAAUUAUUGUUGACCAAAGUUUGGUUUUCUUCUUCCUACUACAAGAAAUUGAUAGAAACAUUUUCAUAAAAACAUACAAAAGCAAAAAUUAACUUUUUCGACGUUUUUGCUUCACAUCUCUUUUUAUAAUCCAAUAAUGGAAUGUAAACUGCCCACAAAAUCAAUGUAAAUGCUAAUAUUCACAGAAGGAGUAAACCUUUGUACUUUACAAUGGUUUGCAAACAUUUUUUAAUUUGAGAACUGUGCUAACUACAAGUUUGAGUGGUGAAUGAAGAAUUUGUUCAGUAUUUGAAUUUAGAAUUUUCAACAGGACUAGUUCUAAAAAUUAAGACCAAAAGACCAAAGUGAUGAUGGAGAGUCAUAUUUAAAAUUACUAACCAGUAAAUUGAACUGUAAAAAUUUCAAUAUUUACAGUAUAACUUACUAAUCAAUCUCAUUGCAAUAAUUGCAACGUGAUAACCGAGCAACAUCUUCAAACUUGACUACAGGCGGCUGAAAGUAUAAGAAAAUAGAUAAUUGUAAGGUAUUAGUGCUGACCUAACUGUGAUUUUCUCCUCGUAGAAGUUAAGAGGGUUUAAUUGAGUCUUUGUAUUAUAGAGUUUAAGGACAACACUGAUUUGACAUACGUGCAAUGUCAAUCAACAAUAUCAGACGUCGAAACAAAAAUAAUGGAUUUUGUAAAAAUUACAAAAAAUUCUCGUCGAAAGUUGUUCCUAGAGUAGGGACCGUUAGGUGUAUUCCGAACUGAGUAUGGAAUGUGGUGUACGAAGUGAUAGAGAGACUUGAAGAAUCUGUGUGUACAAAGUGCUCUACUGAAAGAUGUAACGUCUUGUGGUCAGGUAGUUUGGGGACUUCCAAAUUUAGGUCCAUUUUAUUCGCUACCUGACUAUCUCCCUCCUCGCAAAACGACGUGAUUUCAGUAUCGGAAAUGUUCCUUCAAAUUGCCAUCAUCAAGUCACUAAAACUGUGCGCAAUGUGAAUAAUUACUACAAAACAAUCAUCGAAGCAGUGCGUGUGCGUGUGUAAAUGCGAAAUUUGUAAAGUUUUGAAACGUUCCUUCGCAUUGACGAAAAUGUCUGCCAUGGGUGUCCCACCCUCUAUGGACUGACCAUAUUGUACAGACUAGUGUUACAGAUAUAAAUAUAUAUUUAAGAGGAUUUAUAGAACUGUAUUGAUACCCCUAUUACAUAUAUAUAUUUAAAAAUCGAAAGUUCAAUCAAAUAUGUGUUGUGAUGUUAAUAAGCGCUGUGCGCAACCUAUAGAUUUAAUGACAGAUUUGUGUAUUAUUUAUACAAAAGAGAUAUUUUGGUAUAUAUUGUCUUCUGUUGUCACUGCAAAACUUUAUCUAAGUGAGAUUGACCUUGAGGUUUCUUUUUACUUAGGAACUUGAGUCUGAUGUUUUGUUCAUCUUGCACUUGGGUUGAAGCAUUCGUCCUUUUUUCAGUUCCUUGUGAAACUUUCAUUGAGUAUGCUAAAAAUUUAUGAUUGAGGUCCCUCAUGUUUUAAAUUCUACUGUUAAUUCCGAUAUUUCAAUUAAAACAUUUCUAUUGUGAAGUCCACGUUAUAAUGGCAGUGGAAAAGGAUAGGAGAACAGCGUUGCUGAUUCUCUGCCUUGCCAGAUUAUAUUUCUACAUUGUUAAAUAACGAUCUGGUGGCUUUGCGGAGCUAGAAAAGUAUAGCGCUAUCUGCUUUGUCAAAUGAUAGACAAGGAUAGCAAGUCCAAUGUUGAUCAAAUACUGACAUUAUAACGUGGACCGCACUAUACUCAUUCGCAGACUUUCCAUGGAUACUGUGGAACUCCAUAACAGUUCUGUAGUCUAUUAGAAUUCACAAUAUCCGAUGAUUCUCUUCUAAAAUAAUUUAUUUUGAAUUUCAUCCAAGUUAUAACAUUUGCAGUUAUUUUUAUUUUAUGUUUGGUUCAUUUAUUCAUUUUCAAGGAUUGCAUUAUAUAUGUUGAAUCAAUUUUCCAAAAAAAAGUUUUAAUUAACAAGAACAACAAUUUUGUAUCUGAAUUAAAAUUAUCUGAAAGUGAACAAGUAGAAUUAUGCAAUUACUGUAUGAGAAUCUUUGGAUUCUAUUGGUGAUUUGACCCGAAUCAUUUUUUAAAAACAAAGUUUGUAAUAUUUGUAAAUUUCUAUUGUAACUAAAACGAUACAAGAGUACAUAAAACAAGUAGUUGAAAGUUUUAUAGACACUUAAAUUUUAAUAUUCAGUUACUUGUAGGGAACUGAUAGUUUCAUAUUUUAUGAAUUGUGAAAUAGUACUAAACAAUAUAAUUGAAAUGGAAUUGAAAUCUUUGCAUGAAAAUCGCUAUAAUGAUUAAUCAUGUCUCAAUAACCAAGUCUCAUUUUUACUGAUAGUUAUAUAUUUAUUUCGAUUUUAAACAGUUUAUUCCUUAUGAGCUAUUUUUCCAAGAAGUUUAUAGACUUAUAGGUUCUUUCUUUGACCAUUAAUGCAAUGUUUCACGAUGUUGGGACUUUUACUUUUCAUUUUGAAUUACCGUAUUCUGUGCUGCAAUUAUUACAAUUUUUAAAAUUAUUUUACCAUAUCGUUUUGAAAUUAAUAUUCUUUACUCAUUAUUUAUUUAUGAUGCGAAAUAUUUUGAUUUUAGAACUUUUAAUUUGUAGUAUUGAAUCUGUAUUGCAAUCAAUAGGUACAGUUUUUAAAACGAUUCUACCAUUCUUGCGUGAAACUGAUAAUGUUUUGCAAUAUGCAGUGUUUUUUCUAUUUUAUAACUUUGAAUUUUAAUUUUCAUUUAUUGUAUUUUUCAAUGAUUUCAUUUUAUGUUAUUGGGUUGCCGAAUUAUGUUCUGUUAUGAUUGGCUCAAGAUUUUAUUGUAAAAAAUCUUGGAUUAAAUUGUCUUUUACAAAUAUGAUUAUCAAAGAUAUUUUUGUAAAGCAUUUUGCUCGAUUUUAAUUGAGAAAAUUGAAUUGUUUAAAAGAAAUAAUGACGACAAUUGUACCUAAAAUUUGUUACUGUAAUGUGUAGAGUGAGCCUGGGCACAAAAAGCUGCGCAUAUGAACGAACUUGUGUAUCUAGGGUGUCUGAGAGUACUUGUAAAUAUAAUUUACUGAUAUAAGUCGGCACAUAUUAUGAUAAUGAUAAAUAAAUAUAAUUAUUAUAAAUAUAUAAAUUAAUUGCGGCCAGUUUUACUAGACAAAUAGCAUUCAAUAGUUGAAGAAUUGAUAUUAUUGAAUAGUUUAACAGUUGUUGGAACCAAAACUCUAUAUUUAAUAGUAACUACAUAAAACUGGUAGAAUGCUGUAAAAAUGAUUAUGAUGAUGAUCGAAAAUCGUAUGAUAUUAUGAAUUAUAUAAUACUUUAGUAAAUAAUAUGAAUACGAUUGAUAACUGCGAGAAAGCGUAAAAAACGUGUGAUUGAUUAUUCUAAAUUGACGAUUUUCAUUUGUAUCAGUGAAUUCACUGCUUCUUUAUUCCAUUGAAUGAUUUUUGUAGAUUGAUAGUCAUUUUACUGUAGUCUCCAUCAAUGAUUAAUAAUUACAGUACGCACAAAAACUGCAUCACAUCAAUGAUUCAAGAAAAGUUUAAAUAUUCAUUAAAAACUUAAUAUUAAAAUAGGAUUUGUUCUCUAUAUUUUUUGCCUCGUUAUUGAGGUACACGUUGAAUCAUUGAUGUUUCUUUCGAAAAAAAAUCUUUGCUCAAAUAAUAUUGUAACCGAUGUACUGUAUUAUUUAAAAAGUGAUAAGGACAACCAACAUUGAAGACCAACCUAUAAUAUUUUUUUCUAAUCAUUUGAUAUUCGAAUAUAAUCAAACUGAAAUUGUAUAAUGAUACUUCUACAUGUUUUUGAUAGUGAUGAAUCUAAUCGCUAUUUCAUUGACAGAUAACAUGUAAUAAGGGAGCAAAAUUAUGAAAAUCCACCGAAAUAAAAAUGAAGAAUCCGCAUUCAGGAUUUGAUAGAUUCUCCAAUUUGUCAUUAUUAUGUAUGAGUUUUCGUGCGUUCUGUAAAAUGAAUAAGCAUUUCAAACUGUAUUGGAAACUGGUUAAAAUAAAUUUGAAAAUCUAUUAUCCAAUGGGAUAAUGCUCACUUGUAUUGAUUUGUUCCGCUGUUAAUGAGAACUCAGAUAAAUUUUAACACAACAUUUCAUUUGCAAAUUUUUCAAGAAAGAAAUUAAUUGAAUUGCCGAAUGACAAGAUAUAUUGUGGUAUUGAAGCUAUAGGUAGUUUCCUUUUAGCUCAAACCCAAGAGAUGAUGUGAAAAUAGUUGAACCCAUAAUAGCUCUUAAGGUUAGUAUAAAGGUCACUAACCUAACCUUGAGAUCAUAGGACCAGUAUAUUAUUUUACUGUAACGGUACGGAAUAGAUUAUUAUCCAGAUAUGAUUUAUUAUAGCUUACUAGAUGCAAUACCUAAAUACACUUAUAUUUCUCUUGAAGACUUCAGAUGACAGGUUAAUUAUUUCUUAUAAAGUUAUUCAUUUAUUUCAAUUUAUCUUUAUAUUAUGCUACAUUUCUCAGGAGUUGUUCACUCUCAAAAAUACUACCUAGAUUAUUACAGUAUUUGAGUUGUCAUAAAAAUGAUGAUGUGUUUGAAGUUUUUUUCAAUUUAAAUGAAUAAGGGUGGUUGUAUCACACCGUAUGGUUUAUCCUAUUUGUUUUAAUCUUAUGAUUGCAGUUCAAUUAUUAUUCCAGUUAUACCUGAUUCAUGCAGUUUUCUUUUUCGAUUUUUGGAUACACAGUAUUAUUAUUAUUUCAUAAAAAUAUGAAUGAAUAAAUCAAAUUUGAAUAUCA